CACUCCGAUCAAAUCUUUUCAGUGAAAGGCGAAGGGUUACUGGAGCACUUGAAUUGUGAAUCUGCGCAGUUCGGCAGCGAAAUUGUCGGUCUCAGCUAAGAGAGAGGAAACUGUAUUGUUGUAGUUUUUGUGUACGAAACUGGACCAAAAAUUGUUUUACAAUGGUACACGUUAUUUGAAGUAUCGACGAAGCCCAAUCCGGAAAUCACCGCAAUUUUACUGCAAGGAAUCUACGUCAUCGAGAGUCAUAAACAGAAGAAAAAGAACAUUAUGAGAUCUCUGCUACAUCAUUCAUAGAUCAGAUUUCGGUCCUCAUGUGCCUUUUGUGGUGUUUAUAGACAGCCCACCCUUCCUUCUCUCUGCUAAAGUGCUAUUAUCUUCUGCUUGGACAUGUCAGCAGCACAGAUGCAGAGUGAUGGUGAUCAGCGUUGGGGUUGCCUGGAGUCCCUGGGGCUAAGCCAACGGGAGCUGGUGAUGGCUGAGGCCUUACAAAUGGAGUAUGAUGCCCUUUCCAGGCUCAAGCAGGAGAGCAAGGUGCCAUCUACUAGGGGUGGACCUGAGCCAGGCAAGGAGCCCUGUGAUGUUGAGAGAACAGCGCUGCAUGAUAGUCUCAGCCCACGUGGGGGUAACCUGAUAUGCGGUCUUUCAGGCUCUGACCCCAUGCUUCACCUCCAGCCUGGUGUAUCCAAUCCUUCGUCAACCACCCUACAGCCUCGAAACUACUCCAAGGAGCCUCUCUACAUCUUAGACAGUCCUGCCAAAUCUGAGUAUGAGAGUUCACAUAUGCUGCCCCCUAAGAACUUUACCCCGUCUGAUGACCCCCCACCUGCAGUGCCACCUCGCAACCCUCUUUCCUCCAGUAACUCCCAGGUGUGGAGUGGUUCAGUGCCCAGGGAUGUGAACCUCUUCUCCUCGGAGGUGGAACUGCCCAAAGUCUCCGGUGGGGAGCCUCUGAAUUAUGAGGACCUGAAUGAAGCCCUCACACGCCUGAAUGUGGCCUCUCCACCAGCACCGGGCCGUUGGGGCAAUGGGGACACUGCAGGAAAGCCUGUGGCUCGUAGUAAAACCCUCCCCCCAAAGGUGCCUCCUCGCACCUACUUACCUCUCCGGAAAAGCAACAAGAGCCAGCGCAGAGUGUCAGCUGACCCGGUGACCAUUGGCUCAAGACUCAAUGGCUUUGGCUAUGAACUCUUUCAAGUGUAUGAAGAAAGGGAUGAGGAGGUGGCCACCUUCUGCCACAUGCUAGAUGUGUUGCGGUUAGACUACCCUUCGAAUGACCGCUCUAAGAACACCGGCUUCGUGUGGAGCCCUUGUGUGGGUCAGGAUGAGCUACAGCAAGGCCUGGGUGUCAGUGUCAAAGUCACCGUCAUCAGCAACCACUUCAGAGAGCCCCUGAUUUUCACCUGUGAUGGCUCGUCUACUGUUGACCUGCUGAUCUACCAGACUCUGUGCUACGCCCAUGAUGACUUGGUUCUCAUUGAUGUGGAGGACUACUUGCUGAAAGUGUGUGGUCGUGAGGAAUUCCUGAUGAACAAUCAGACUUUGGCCAGCCUAGAAUACAUUCAGCAGUGUCUCAAAUUUGACUGGGAGAUUCGCCUGUUUCUUACCAAGAGAAGCACUAUAAGCCAGGAGCUUGUGCGGACGGAAGAAGAUGAUGAGACUCCUUCCACAAUGAAUCACAGCAUACUCCUGCAGGAGCGACCAAUCAAACAGACUGUCACAAGAGAAGCUCUGACACUGCUCCUGGACACAUUCCACAAUGAAGCAGAAUCCUUUGUCCUUUCAGAGACGGAGCUACCACUACGUGUGGAACGGUUGGUGCAGUCUGUCAAGGCCUUGUGCAGUUCAUUGGCUUCCAUAGAAACUCCAGACAUCACUGCAGCCCUCAGUCAGCUGCCUGCCUGCCCCUGUCGGCUGCAGCCUCGUGUCCUGAAGGACAUAUCGGUGCUGGCAUCACAGGAGAACAGAGAGAAAGUGGUGGAGAAGCUGACCUCCUCUAUCUUGGAGUUGGUGGAGCUCUACUGUAGCACCUUUAACGCCAAUUUCCACACCACCCCUCAAAGCUACCGACCCAGUGCCCCUUUGCAGGAAGCCGGCUUUGUCACCAGUGUGCUGUCCUUCAGUGUCUAUGCUGCUCAUCGAAUCCCCAUCACCUGGGCUGCCAGUUAUGAAGGGUUUUUCCUCUCCUGCUCACUCACCCAUGGUGGGGCAGAGCUCUGUGCCCCCCAACACACCAGUAAACAGCCGGUCAGCAAGUACCUCUUCCACCUAGUGGUGUGGGACCAAAGGAUCUGUUUUCCGGUCCAGAUCAAUCGACUACCACGGGAGACACAGUUAACAGUAACUCUGUAUGCCACCCUGCUGCCACCACCAGGGGGCACCGAGGACAAGAACAAGCAGAGGCGGAGCAUGGAGGCACUGGGCUGGGUCACCAUGCCCCUCUUCAACUUUAGACAUAUCCUCACAUGUGGAAGGAAGCUGCUUGGCUUUUGGCCUUCAACCCCAGGAAGUGGCAAUGCUCGCUCCAGCACCCCCAAUUUUAGCCAGCCCGACAGUGUCAUCUUGCAGGUGGAUUUCCCUCUAUUUUCCUUUGAGGUACAUUUCAGCACCCCCCCACCUGCUGAGUUCAGCCCUCAGUACGAGUUCUCUCGCUUGGAGCUGAACAGCCAGAGACAGCUGCAGGAUGUUUUGCACAAGAAAUCCUUCCUCUGGCUGACCAAUGAGGACCGAAAGCUGCUGUGGGAAAAGCGUUACUUCUGCCAUGCAGAGAGCAGCGGGCUGCCUCUGGUGUUGGCCAGUGCUCCUAACUGGGAAUGGGCCAGUCUGCCAGAUAUCUAUGCCCUGCUCCAUCAGUGGGCUUGUAUGAACCACUUGGACUCACUGGGCCUGCUGCAUGCCAUAUUCCCAGAUCAAGAGUUGAGGCACACAGCUGUCCAAUGGAUGGACUCAAUCUCGGAUUCUGAGUUGCUGGAUUUCCUUCCUCAGCUGGUGCAGGCCCUGAAAUAUGAAUGCUACCUGGACAGUCCUUUGGUGCGCUUCUUGCUACGGAGAGCAAUAGGGGACAUUCGCAUUGCACACUACCUCUUCUGGCUGUUAAAAGAUGCUCUGCAGGAUUCACAAUUUAGCAUGCGCUACCAGUACCUUUUGGCAGCACUAUUGUGCUGCACAGGCCGAGGACUACGGGAAGAGCUGGAUCGCCAGGGCUGGCUGGUCAGCAUCCUGGCUAAAGUGGCCCAGAACGUGAGGGACACCUCCCCCUCCACCAGACAGGCUACUUUGCGAGAACAACUGGAAGAAGUCCACCACUUCUUCUGUGUCAGUGGCAGCUGUCGACUCCCACUGAACCCUGGCCUAAUGGUGAAGGGCAUCAACAUCCAGGGCUGUUCCUACUUCAACUCAAAUGCCGUCCCCCUCAAACUCUCCUUCCAGAACCUGGACCCUCUUGGAGACAACAUCAAUAUCAUAUUCAAGUCUGGGGAUGACCUGAGACAGGACAUGCUCACCCUUCAGAUCAUCCGUAUCAUGAAUAAGAUCUGGAUUCAGGAGGGCCUGGACAUGAGGAUGGUCAACUUUCGCUGCUUCUCUACAGGACGUGGACGAGGAAUGGUGGAGAUGAUUCCCAACGCAGAAACCCUGCGUAAGAUUCAGGUUGAGCAUGGUGUCACCGGGUCCUUCAAGGAUCGGCCACUAGCAGACUGGCUGCUGAAGCAUAAUCCCUCUGAGGAUGAGUAUGAAAAGGCUGUGGAGAACUUCAUCUACUCCUGUGCGGGAUGCUGCGUGGCCACCUAUGUCCUGGGUAUCUGUGAUCGACACAAUGACAACAUUAUGCUCAAGUCCAGUGGCCAUAUGUUCCACAUAGACUUUGGCAAGUUCCUUGGCCAUGCACAGAUGUUUGGCAAUAUUAAACGGGAUCGGGCUCCAUUUGUUUUCACAUCUGACAUGGCUUAUGUCAUCAAUGGGGGUGACAAACCAUCUAGUCGCUUUCAUGACUUUGUGGACCUUUGCUGUGAGGCCUACAACCUCAUCCGCAAACACACGCACCUGUUCUUGAACCUGCUUGGACUGAUGCUGUCCUGCGGCAUUCCAGAGCUGUCUGAUCUGCAGGAUCUGAAGUAUGUCUAUGAUGCCCUGCGACCUCACGAGUCCGAGUCUGAUGCCACCAUGUACUUCACCAGGCUAAUUGAAUCGAGUCUAGGCAGUGUAGCCACCAAGCUGAACUUCUUCAUCCACAACCUGGCGCAGAUGAAGUUUGCUUCUUCCGAAGAGCAGCCUGUGCUGUCUUUUGCCCCGCGUGUGCACACCCUGAAGAGUGAUGGGCUCAUCUGCAACCUUUUUGUGUGCCGGCACAUCAGAACCUACAGCCCCAACAAGGGUUAUGCUUAUGUUGUGAAGGUGGAACGUGAUGGCCAGCAUGGUGCGACACUUGUUCAGAGGAGCUUUGAGGAGUUCCAUGAGCUCCAUAGUAAACUACGCCUUAUCUUCCCAUCCUCUAAACUACCUAGUUUUCCCAGCCGUUUUGUGAUUGGCCGGUCACGUGGCGAAGCCAUGGCUGACAGAAGGAAAGAUGAGCUGAAUGGCUAUGUCUGGCACCUUAUCCAUGCUGCCCGAGAGGUGGCCCAGUGUGAUUUGAUCUACACCUUCUUCCACCCACUUCCAAGAGAUGAAAGACCAGGGACUGUUUGCAACACACUACAGAACAAACCUUCAGAGGUGUCAUGGGCUCCCAUUGCUGGCAAAAUCGUGGGAGAGGUGAAGCUUUCUAUCUCCUACAAGAGCAACAAGCUUUUCAUCAUGGUCAUGCACAUCCGAGGGCUGCAGCCCUUGCAGGAUGGAACAGAUCCUGACCCUUAUGUAAAGCUGUACCUCCUACCAGACCCCCAGAAAACCAGCAAGAGAAAAACCAAAGCUGCCAAACGCACAUGCAAUCCUACCUACAAUGAGAUGCUGGUGUAUGAUGGCAUUCCAUGGGGAGACCUACAGCAGAGGGUGAUUCAUCUGAGAGUGCUGAGUGAGGGAGCCUUCUGGGAGAACCUUCUGCUGGGGGAAGCCUUCAUAUCACUGACAGCCCUUUUGCCUGGGGAGCGCUGGGUGGACUGGCACCAGCUUGGAACUGGGGGCUUGGAUGGCACUCGCUGAGGAAAAGGAUAUAGGAUGAUGAGCAGUAUCCUGUGUGUGCACAUGUAUAGAAAAAGGACAAGGAUGUGAAGUCAUUUUGACAGAAGUACAUAUGCAUAUGUUAUGUACAUGCUUUGAAUGUAAUGAUAAGGUCUACCUGCUCUGAGUCAUGUUAUUCCCCCCAGUGGGGGUGCAUUGAAGAAUUGUGUUCAUUGAAAACACUGAGAUCAAUAUGGUUUUCACUGGAUAGUAUACAAGUAGGAUUAAAUGUGUGGCUUACAACCAACCAAGCUGUUUUGAGUCCUGGAUCGAAAGAAGGAGAAAUUAUUUGGUGUUUGGCAGGGGUUCAUGAAAUGAAAAUGGAUCUGAGCCAUGAAAUUCAAGCAUUCGAGAAGGCUGUGGUGUGUAAAUUAAGUAAUGCAUCUCAGUAUAACCCAAGCAAUGGCUCCUUCAUAGUGUCCCCUAACCAUAAAAAGAAUGUCAGGCAUCUGCAAACUACUGUUAGUUGAUUUAAUGUGGCAUAUCUUACAAGGUUUUAAAGAGACAAAGAAAAUCUUAUUUCUUCUUGAAUGUUUUUUAAUUCUAAAAGCUCAAUUUUGAGCCCUUAUUAUAUAGAUGAAAUGACAUACAUAUGUGCCACAGUCAUACAUUGACUGAUUAUGUGGUCCAGUUUGUGAAUUAGGUGAAUACUUUUGUACUGUGGAAGGGUAGUUUGAUACCCAGCAGUCUGACUUGGUGCUAUCUUGUCUUGAGGCUGUAAAUACUGUACUUUACUUGGUGUAGGCUGCUUCUCCCCUGUAGUUAUUUGUUUGAGUGUAUCAUGCAGGAAAUAAGCCACUGGCGAUCAGAGCUACAGAUAUAACUAUGCUGUCAAUUGGUACCCUUAACCACUUCAGUUCACUAGAAUUAUUCAUAUAUCUAGAUUACCAGAAAAACAGACAUCCCUAUAUCCAGAGAAGUAUUUCCAAAAUGUUAAAUUGCUUGUUCAGUUGCAUGCUGUGGAAUGUUAUGACUGUUUAAUUAUUGUAGGAUUCCUCAGGAUUCCUUAAUCAAGCGUUAUGAAUCUAAUAUCAGAUUUAAACUCUUAUCUCCAGCUUAAAAAUCCUCAUUAUUGGUAAUGCCGUCUUACUUACAUUGUUGGAUUUUCACAGGUUGCUAUGCUGUGGUGUUCUAAUUAAGCCUGAAAUGCAAAUUAGUCCAGCCCAGUAUGGCUUUUCCUUCCAAAUACAUUUGGAGAAUGAGUCUUGGGUUCUGUUUCCAACAAAUUUUCAUGUCACUCUGUAGUUCCUGGGGUCCAUCAUGUUCUUGCUAAUCAAGCAUAAUCAUUAACGAAGAUCUGAAGUGUAUUUGUACUACUUUUUAUGCUCAUUGCCUAAUUUCUGAAAGGGGAGCUGAUUAUACAGUCAGUCUUAAACUGAAGGUAAAAGGGUGAAAGGAAAGAAUUUUGAUCAAGUACAGUUUACACAGUGUUUCUUAGGUUUUUGAGACUUACUGUAUUGACAGCUGUUUUGUCUUUGGAUCCAUAUCCCAUAUAAUUAAUGACACCUUUUAAAAAGGUGUUAUGUCCAUAGAAUAUUUUGCUAUGGUGUUUUGGAGCACCUCCUUUUGUUUAAUAUAGUAGGAUAUUUAUCUUUUAAUUCUUAGACCAUUUGUUUAUUUUCUUCUGUGUGAAACUUAAUAGCCAUUAGAAAUCAUGUGUUAAGUAUUCAGUGAUUGUCUCUUUGUAAGUUUUACAGCAAAAUUAAUAUUUUUAAAGGGAAAUGUUUGCAGAGUGCACAAAGAAAGUUUAUUUCUAAAUGUGUUUUUUGGUGAACCCAGCAUAAAUUUAACAAGUUUAACCCACCUACCCAGUAAGCAUUCAGAAUUUAAGAAGGAAAUAAAAACUUGUAAUGCCUUCAAAUUUAGUGCUAUUAUUACAUCUUUGCUUUUUUUCUAAGAGAAAUGUUUUGUGGAUUGUCUUGUGGAUAGUAAGUGAAGGUAAAUGGAAUUCAAAUUCUCCAUUUUCUUCACAACUGGCAGGAGUGUCUGCAUUUGUGUGCUGUGUAAGGACCAUAUCUUUGAGCCAGUGCAUGGCCACGAUCAGUUUGGAGGAUUGCAUUCAACAGCACAAUGAGAAUGGGACAGAAUGUAAGUUCAAAAUGGACAGAACUCGACGUCUCAUAAAUACCGAUGUCAUAAUUGCAGUUUAUUAUGAGAACUCAUUAGUUUUUUUAAGACUUCAUAAAUGUAUGUGUAUAGUGUGCAUUUUUAAUUUGAUCAUUUUUGUAAAAUUAUUUGCACUAAAUAAACUUGAACUAAAAAUA
This is a messenger RNA of Brienomyrus brachyistius, 7418 nucleotides long. RefSeq names its product phosphatidylinositol-4-phosphate 3-kinase, catalytic subunit type 2 beta (gene pik3c2b). Gene Ontology annotation, molecular function: 1-phosphatidylinositol-4-phosphate 3-kinase activity; phosphatidylinositol binding; 1-phosphatidylinositol-3-kinase activity. Gene Ontology annotation, cellular component: phosphatidylinositol 3-kinase complex; cytoplasm; plasma membrane. Gene Ontology annotation, biological process: phosphatidylinositol-mediated signaling; phosphatidylinositol 3-kinase/protein kinase B signal transduction; phosphatidylinositol-3-phosphate biosynthetic process. Bases 391 to 5136 code for a protein of 1581 amino acids. The transcript has 33 exons. Lineage: Eukaryota; Metazoa; Chordata; Actinopteri; Osteoglossiformes; Mormyridae. The record is from RefSeq and is a predicted model, not a curated record.